GUCAACUGGAACAGUCACCACAAGUCAAGACCUGGAUACAUUUAGGAUUUUAUCUAAAUAGGUCGUUGUUCUAAAAGUGGUUCCAACGCUGACAGGAAAUGUCAAGAAGUACGCUGCUGGUGUUGCUCCUACUUUGUGUGCAAGAGGGAACUUUGGCUAAUUCAGCCUCAGUCCAGGAGAAUGCCUGCUACAGAAUUGAACCUGGGGUACUGGCAGGGGUGGUCAUCAGUGACAUCGUCCUGACCACGGCUAUCGUCCUUAUCACCUACUUCUGUGCAAGCCGGCGCAGCCGACAGACGGACAAUGCUGAAAAGGUCUACAUGAAUGUCAGAGCCAACUGCAAGAAGUAGGACAAUGGGGCACACCAGAACAGUAAACAGUACAUGAUUCACCAUUGCCUUUGUACAUUACACAUCAAAAAUGACUUCACAUCCACACACGGAUGCCCUGCACUGGAUUAUGCACCAUGGUGGACACAAAUGCAUCCAUUCCUCUCAGGCCCUUAGUGGUUCUACGCAUCUUUGCUCCAGAGAAUUGUUGCCGACUGCAAAUGCAUAUGAGUCAUAGCUGUAUCUGUACUAGUGUGUCGUGUGCCAUCACUUGGAUUCCUGCUUUAGAUAGUUGAGAGACACGCUGUGGGGAAUCAUACAGUGGUAAGAAUGGUUUCUUGUGGCUUACCUUUGUUGUUGUUCAUGUAUCAUGGCAUUGGGUUAGCAGUGUUGUUAAAAUCAAAUAUGAAAAUAUAGUGAGCAAAAGUGGAUUUAUACCAGUGCUUAGCUUGAUCUCUCUAUGUUUAGCUAUGCUAUACAAUAUUUUCAAAAAGAUUGGUCGGGUUGCUGUCUAUUAAGAGGUCAGUGAUUUUGUCGGUAAUACUGUACACAGCAUGGCCCAUGGCCAAACAUUUUUCAUUUAAAGAAAGAUAUGCUCCUGGUUUUGCUAUGCUUAUUUUAAGUGAUAUUAAUAUACUAUAAAUAUUUUAGAAUAUGCCAUGAAUUCAACAAGUAUCUUGGAUUGAUUCACAGAUUUUCAUUCAUAUUUGGGUAGUUGUUUAGUUUACCUAAUGCAAACUUUCCCCUGUUUCAUCACAGUCAGAUAAAUAUAAUUGCCUAUUCCA
This is a messenger RNA of Sardina pilchardus (European sardine), 1114 nucleotides long. RefSeq names its product hematopoietic cell signal transducer (gene hcst). The coding region runs from base 99 to 350 and encodes 83 amino acids. The transcript has 5 exons. Gene Ontology annotation, biological process: positive regulation of phosphatidylinositol 3-kinase/protein kinase B signal transduction; regulation of immune response. The record is from RefSeq and is a predicted model, not a curated record. NCBI's taxonomy places the organism in Eukaryota, Metazoa, Chordata, Actinopteri, Clupeiformes, Clupeidae. Gene Ontology annotation, molecular function: phosphatidylinositol 3-kinase binding; signaling receptor binding. Gene Ontology annotation, cellular component: membrane.